AUGAUCACGGUCUAUGUCAAUGACCGUCUGGGAACGCGCGCAGCGAUACCCUGUCUCGCAUCGGAUCCGAUCAAGCUCUUUAAGGCACAGGUUGCAGCUCGUGUGGGCCGAACCUCUCAGGAGAUUCUCUUGAAACGCCAGGGCGAGCGUCCUUUUAAAGACUUCCUUACACUUGCUGAUUACAGUGUUUCAAAUGGGGCUCAGCUUGACUUGGAGGUUGGCACAGGUGAUUGA
Molecule: messenger RNA, 234 nt
Organism: Aspergillus tanneri
Lineage: Eukaryota; Fungi; Ascomycota; Eurotiomycetes; Eurotiales; Aspergillaceae
Product: ubiquitin-like protein HUB1
Exons: 3
Coding region: 1-234 (77 amino acids)
Biological process (GO): protein modification process; mRNA splicing, via spliceosome
Cellular component (GO): nucleus; cytoplasm
Molecular function (GO): protein tag activity
Source: RefSeq, a predicted model, not a curated record